AUGUCGGGACCCGCAGCACGCACCUACGCCGAGGCGGUCGACGCGCUCAACUCGCUCCAGUCGAACGCGGCCACCAUCGAGGCCGUCCGCAAGAGCGGGGGCAAGAGCGGCCACGUCCAGCUCGCAGAGCAGCUCGAGUAUAUGCGCCGGGUCGGAUACCAGCCCUCCGACCUCGACAAGAUGAACGUGCUGCACAUCACGGGCACCAAGGGCAAAGGCUCGACCAGCGCCUUCGUGUCGACCAUCCUCACCAAGCUCGCGCCAGCCGCCAAAGUCGGCCUGUACACCUCCCCCCACAUGGUCGCCGUCCGCGAGCGCAUCCGCAUCAACGGCGAGCCCAUCUCCGAGGGCCUCUUUGCGCGCUACUUCUGGGAGGUGUGGGACAAGCUCGACUCGGACGCGGCGACGAGCGACGACAUGCCGCCCAAGCCGGCCUACUUCCGCUACCUCACCAUCCUGGCGAUGCACGUCUUCUUGCAAGAGAAGGUCGACGCGACGGUGCUCGAGGUCGGUAUUGGCGGCACGUACGACUCGACCAACAUUGUGCCGCAGCCCGUCACGACGGGCAUCACGGCGCUCGGAAUCGACCACAUCUGGGUCCUCGGCAAGACGCUCCCCGAAAUCGCUCACCAAAAGGGCGGCAUCUACAAGGUCGGCGUCCCGGCGCUCGCUAUCCAGCAGCCUGAAGGGCUCGACGUGCUCGAGUCGCGGGCAAAGGAGCUCAAGGCGUCGUCCUUCACCGUCAUUCCCGAGCACUCGCAGCUCAAGGACGUCAAGCUCGGCCUCGCCGGCGUCCACCAGCGCUCGAACGCUUCCCUCGCCGUCGCCCUCGUCCAGUCCUUCCUCUCCUCCUCCCGCUGCCCUCCCGCCUUCUCCAGCUCGUCCAUCGCCCCCGUAUCGACAACCGCGCCCGCCGACGCCUCGGCCCUCCCCUCCCUCCCCUCUUCCCUUGUCGCGCCCGACCCGAUUCCGGCCUCCGUCGUCGCCGCGCUCGAGCAGACUCGGUGGCCCGGCCGGUGCCAGGUCUCGCCCGAUCCCGAGGUCAAGAGCGUGCGGUGGUACCUCGACGGUGCGCACACGGUCGAGAGCCUCAAGUGCUGCGGCGAGUGGUUCGAGGAGGCGUCGCUCAAGGGGUCGGACGCGAGCGUGCGCGCCCUCGUCUUCAACUGCACGUCGGGCCGCUCGGGCCUGUCGCUCCUCGGCACCCUCCUGUCGUCGCUCUCGUCGCAGCCGUUCCAGCACGUCAUCUUCUGCACCAACACGACGUACUCGUCGGGCUCGUCGAGCGGCGACAUGACGAGCAAGGCCGUCGACGACAAGGACCUCGAGACGCUCGCGACGCAGCACGAGCUCGCCGAGGCGUGGCGCGAGCUGAGCAAGGGGAGGGAGCCGAGCGAAGCGCAGGUGCACGUCCUCGGGUCGGUGCAGGAGGCGGUCGAGGUGGUGCGAGGAGCGGCUGGAGCGGCGGCGGGUCCGGGGCAGGAGGUGCGGGUCGAUGCGCUCGUUGCGGGGAGCCUGCACCUGGUCGGCGGCGUGCUUGCUGUAGCGUCGCUGCCAUUGUAA
Rhodotorula graminis WP1 is the source of this 1563-nucleotide messenger RNA. RefSeq lists its product as uncharacterized. The coding region runs from base 1 to 1563 and encodes 520 amino acids. Gene Ontology annotation, cellular component: cytoplasm; cytosol; mitochondrion. The transcript has 8 exons. Lineage: Eukaryota; Fungi; Basidiomycota; Microbotryomycetes; Sporidiobolales; Sporidiobolaceae. Gene Ontology annotation, biological process: tetrahydrofolylpolyglutamate biosynthetic process. The record is from RefSeq and is a predicted model, not a curated record. Gene Ontology annotation, molecular function: tetrahydrofolylpolyglutamate synthase activity; ATP binding.